Messenger RNA from Anoplophora glabripennis (Asian longhorned beetle), 486 nucleotides. RefSeq lists its product as uncharacterized. The annotation marks the transcript as partial. The transcript has a single exon. Lineage: Eukaryota; Metazoa; Arthropoda; Insecta; Coleoptera; Cerambycidae. The record is from RefSeq and is a predicted model, not a curated record.
AGUUCUGGAAAGCUCAUCGAUGUAAGAUUCCUGGACUUCCAACUUGUCAGAUUGGGAUCUCCAGUCUGCGACCUCUCUUACUGCUUGUACUCCGGUGGCACCAAGGAAACCUUCGACGACCUGGAUCAUUUGCUUCAGAUUUACCAUGACAGUCUUUCAGAAAACAUCAGGGCGUAUGGGUGUGAUCCAGACGAACUGUACCCUUUGAAAGCCUUAAAGGAUGAUUGGAAGGUAUACUUCCACUGGGGAGUUAGAUUUGGUUUCUCGGUUUGGAGAGGAAAGCUUGUUUACGAUGAUGAAGUCCUUGAUUUGACUGAUGUGGCAACGGAAGAUGGUGAAAACGUUCAAAAGUUCACGGACACUAAGUUUGACGAGAAAACUUUCAAGGAGAGGACCAGGGAUAUAAUUUUACAUUUAUAUGAAAAUAAUUUACUUUAAGGAGUUGUUUUACGUUAAAUAAAUCUGUCCUUGUUGACUUUCUGAUAA